AUGCAGCGCUGGCGCAGCGCUCCGCUCUCUCUCCCGCAGUUACUGGGGAGCGGCGCAGCGGCGCCCAGGCACAGCUCCCCGCCGCCAGGCGCAGCGCCGCGCCGUCCUCCCGCCGCCGCUCAUCGCUCGCCGCGCUGCCGCCGCCGCCCUCCGCCUCCUCCUCCUCCUCCUCCUCCUCCUCCUCCUCCUCCCUCCUCCUCCCGCCCUCUCUUCUCCGCCGGAUUCCUGCAGACGGCCGCGGCCCGGCGGCGGGGGAAGGGAGGGGAGGGGAGGGGGGGCCGAACGCCGCGAGGGAGCGGCGGCCGGUGCCGAGCAGGAGGCUGGCGGCGGGGGGAGGGCGGCGUUUUAAGGCGGCCCGGGGGUGAGGGGGAGGGCCGGCAGCGAGGGGCUGCGUCACCGCGGUGCGGUGCGGGAGGGGGUGCGGCAGAGAGAGCCCCCGACCCGCGGAGGGCUGCGGGAAGUUGGGCGCUGCGCUCCCCGCUCCGCCGCCCCCUCACAGGAAAACUGGGCGGAAGCGUCGGCUCCGGGUCCUUCCGCCGCCGCUGCGCGAUCCAAAAUAACCGCAGGGGAGCGGGGCGGAGGGAAGCGGGCGGUCCCCCCCACACACCCCUCCCGCACACCCCUCCCGCUGCCCGGCCGGGCCCAGCGCUCGCCCCGCGGCCGCUCAGCGCUCCCAAAGUAGUUCCCGCGGCGCUGCCUCACGCCAUUCCCGGGAGCCGCCGCGGAGGGAUACGCUGCACACCGCCGAGCGCUGAGUGGGGGAGCCGCGGGGGCCCGGGCCGGUGGGGCUGAUGGGUACCGAGAGCGGGGCCCCCGCCGGAAUCCCCCUGCGCCGGGCCGGCGGGAUCGAGGCGUGAAGAGGGGCAGGCAAAAGAAGGCAUGGGUGGUUUACGUUCACUGUAACGUUCCAGUUCCAAGCUCCAAAGGGGCUCUGCCAUCAGCGCGAUGGAGCAAUCAUAGCAAGCUGCUGUCACGCCGCUCUGCUUAGUGGCCCACGUGGCACGUGUUUGCACGCAUCCCAAACGUGCCCUGUGAUGCUCUCUUCCUUAUCAGGGCAGCUUUUGGAGGAAAUUUUCUAAUUGUUUAGUAAAAACAUUUUUUUUCCAAAAAUGGUACAGUCAAAAAUGGAUCAGUUAUUCAUGGCACAAUCUCAUCUAAAUACUAAAAAUAUACCAGAAACCCAGUUUUGCACAAUAUUACAAUUCUCGGUGAUUCAAAUGUGCAAUUUGUAGAUAGGAACCUCCCGCCUGCCCCCCUAAAAAAGUGUUUUGGAUCUCAGCUGUGGGGACAUCAUGUUACUCUACUUAGCAGCGAGAAUCCUUUUAGAAUACUUUCUGCCUUGUGACGGGCAGAUGAUGUCUGGUACAGGAGUGCUCAGGAACCAGCUCCGUUUGUGAUACAGCUCUAUUCAGACACCUCUGAAGAAAGAGACAUGAUAAUGACAAAAAGAAAGAGAAGUCUGUUGCAUUUUUUUUUAAUUCCUUAAAUUUAUUUAUUGUCAUAAUGCUUUUCACCAUGAAAAAUCAAUAAAAUGAACUCAUUUGUAAUUAGCACAAAUAAUUAAAGCUUUUAAGAAUAUCUA
This is a messenger RNA of Numida meleagris (helmeted guineafowl), 1582 nucleotides long. RefSeq names its product WAS/WASL-interacting protein family member 3-like. Lineage: Eukaryota; Metazoa; Chordata; Aves; Galliformes; Numididae. The record is from RefSeq and is a predicted model, not a curated record. The coding region runs from base 1 to 792 and encodes 263 amino acids. The transcript has 2 exons.